Molecule: messenger RNA, 1468 nt
Organism: Dromiciops gliroides (monito del monte)
Lineage: Eukaryota; Metazoa; Chordata; Mammalia; Microbiotheria; Microbiotheriidae
Gene: NOP53
Product: NOP53 ribosome biogenesis factor
Exons: 13
Coding region: 17-1402 (461 amino acids)
Biological process (GO): ribosomal large subunit assembly; rRNA processing
Cellular component (GO): nucleolus
Molecular function (GO): 5S rRNA binding
Source: RefSeq, a predicted model, not a curated record
UCUUUCCUUUUGCAAGAUGGCGGGCGGGGGUACCGCCAAGCGCGAUGCAGGCGAUUCGGGGUUUCUGGGGUUCCGGCCCUGUUCGGUGGACCCCGGGGCCGUAAAGCGGCGGCGACGCGGGCCGCGGAACAAGAAGCGGGGCUGGCGGCGUCUCGCCGAGGAACCUCUGGGGCAGGAGGUGGACACGUUUCUGGAGGACUUGCGGCUGCAGGAGCGUACGACUGGGGGCCGGAUCGAAGACACUCCGGAUGAAAACCUCUUCUUCGUGGACACGGGGCACAAGGAGAAGGACUUGAAGAUAAAUCAGAACGUGAAGAAGUCUUUCUGGACAGAACGGGUUUUAGAAUCACAUUCCAAAGUACCUUCCCCAAAGAACAUCCUCGCCCACCAGAUCCCCAAUGGGAAGAAGCUGAAACGCAAGCAGCGCUUGUGGGAGCACUUGGCCCAGCAGGGGAAGCUGCCCCGGGAUGUGCGGAAGGCCCAGGCCCGGCUGCUUCAGCCCCCAAAGCCAAAGACCAAGCCCUCUGAUGCCGAGGAGACAACCAGCCGUCCCUUCUAUGACCUCUGGGCCGAGGACAAUCCUCUGGACCGCCCCUUGGUUGGACAAGACCCCUUCUUCUUGGAACAGACAAAGAAGAAGGGAGUGAAGCGACCUCAGCGUCUACAGAUCAAGCCCUCUCACGCCCCGGCUGUGGAAGUGAUAUCUUCUGGUGGCUCUUACAAUCCUUCGUUCCAGGAUCACCAGGCCCUGCUCCUCCAGGCCCAUGAAGUGGAAUUGCAGAAGCAGAAGGUGGAAGAGAAACUCAGCCGUCAGCUGGCCUUCCCCACUGUGGGUGAGGCCCCCACCCAGGAGUCGACGUUCAAGGAGCUGUGUGAGGGACUGCUAGAGGAGUCGGAUGGGGAGACCCCCGCAGAACUGGAGGGAGACGGGGAUGCGGAUUCCCAGGCACACAGACCCCCAGGCCCAGAGAAGAAGACGGAGCAGCAAAGGAGGCGGGAGAAGGAGGCCCAGAAGCUGAAAGUCCAGCAGGCAGCAGAGCGGGCGGCGAGGAAGAGGCGCCAAGAGGUGUUCCAGCUGCGCGGCAUCAGACUGCAGGUGGCUCAGCGGCUGGCUGAGCUGGCCCGGCGCCGAGAGAGGCGGAGGCUCAAGAGGCUGGCAGAAGAUGAGAAACCCCGCCGGCUGGGUCGGCUCAAAUACCAGGCUCCGGACAUUGAUGUUCAGCUCAGCACGGAGCUGGCAGAUUCCUUGAGGAAGCUGAAGCCUGAAGGUAGCAUUCUUCGGGACAGAUUUAAGAGCUUCCAGCGGAGGAACAUGAUUGAACCUAGGGAAAGAGCCAAGUUCAAGCGGAAAUACAAGGUCAAGCUUGUGGAGAAGCGAUCGUUCCGGGAGCUCCAGUUAUAGCUGCAGCCCCUCUGGAUGCCUGCUCUGCCUGGUCCCUGAUGCUUCAUUAAAGUUCUUUGAUCCGGC